Messenger RNA from Kickxella alabastrina, 579 nucleotides. RefSeq names its product 40S ribosomal protein S7. Gene Ontology annotation, biological process: translation; ribosomal small subunit biogenesis; rRNA processing. Lineage: Eukaryota; Fungi; Kickxellomycota; Kickxellomycetes; Kickxellales; Kickxellaceae. The record is from RefSeq and is a predicted model, not a curated record. The transcript has a single exon. Gene Ontology annotation, molecular function: structural constituent of ribosome. The coding region runs from base 1 to 579 and encodes 192 amino acids. Gene Ontology annotation, cellular component: small-subunit processome; cytosolic small ribosomal subunit; 90S preribosome.
AUGGCCACCACCCACAUUCUGAAGCGCGAGGGCGUCCUCCCCACUGAGGCUGAGCUCCUGGUCGACCGUGCCCUCCAGGAUCUCGAGGCUCACUCUCCCGAGCUGAAGAAGGACCUGCGUCCCAUCCAGAUCACAUCGGUCAAGGAGAUCGAGGUUUCGGCCGGCCGCAAGGCGAUCGUCAUCUUUGUCCCUGUGCCCCUGCUCAAGGCCGUGCACAAGGUCCAGCAGCGUGUGACCCGCGAGCUCGAGAAGAAGUUCUCUGACCGCCAGGUGCUUUUCAUUGCCCAGCGUCGCAUCAUCAAGAAGCCCGCCCGCGUCAACCGCGCCAAGCAGCCCCGCCCCAUGUCGCGCACUCUGGCCGUUGUCCACGACCGGAUCCUCGACGACCUGGUCUACCCCACCGAGAUCGUCGGCAAGCGCACCCGCGUUAAGGUCGAUGGCUCCAAGACCAUCAAGGUCUUCCUGGACUCCAAGGAUGCCACCAGCCUCGAGUACAAGCUCGACACCUUCUCGGCUGUCUACAAGCGUCUGACCGGCAAGGAUGUUGCUUUCGAGUUCCCCGCUGAGCAGGCUUUCUAA